UGUAGUCGUCACGUCUCUCUGCGCGCGCGCCCCGCCUCCCGCAUUGGUUCGCGUGCGCGCGCAUGGUACGCCGCUUAACGUACGGGGGCGGGGCCAACGUCCUGCUGCAGCUGUCCAUGGUUGGUGGGAGGUUGGAGCCACACACACACAUACACACACACACACACAGUCACAGAGGCUACACGAGAGAUGCAGCCAUAGUCACGAGACGCCGUCCGUCCUGACUUCGUCGCUACACGGCCACCGCUCGUUGUUCGUCUCGCACUUUGGUCUCGUGGAAGCCUGUGGACGUGAGGCAUCAUGGCUGAGCAUCAGAGGCAGCGCUCUCUAUCCACCGCUGGUGAGUCACUCUACCACGUGCUGGGAGUGGAAAAGAUUGCCACAAAUGAUGACAUCAAACGCUCCUACAGGAAACUGGCGUUGAAGUUUCACCCUGACAAGAAUCCUGACAAUCCCGAAGCAGCAGAUAAGUUCAAGGAGAUAAACAAUGCCCACGCCAUUCUCAAUGACCCCACGAAGCGCAACAUUUACGACAAAUACGGCUCGCUGGGACUGUACGUGGCCGAGCAGUUUGGAGAGGAGAAUGUCAACACUUACUUUGUCCUCUCCAGCUGGGGGGCAAAGGCGCUGUUUGUGUUGUGCGGCCUGGCCACCGGCUGUUACUUCUGCUGCUGCCUGUGCUGCUGCUGCAACUGCUGCUGCGGACGAUGUAAACCUCGGCCACGGGAGGGCCAGGAGCAAGAUUUUUAUGUGUCCCCGGAGGACCUCGAGGCUCAGUUGCAAUCUGACGAGAGAGAAGCGGGAGGCGAGCCCAUCAUGCUUCAGCCCACAGCAACAGAGACCACCCAGCUGACGUCGGACGGCCACUACUCCUACCACACCGACACCGGCUUCAACUAAGCGGCCGCACCCAUCCGUCCGUUCGUCCGUCCCUCCUCGCCUCGGUUCCACCUGCUCCCCUGCAACACCUCCGCGAUGGGAAAGAAUCCAUCUUUCACCAGGAAGGCCCAUGCAGAGGACAGGGACGAGUCAGCAUGGUCCAUCAAAGGAACUAUUCAACCCUUACAACCCCGUCCCUCUAUUUAUUUCACCAGAGUAUGACCAGAAAUUAUUACAUUUUGAUUUCUUUUCCAUUUUGUCCCCACGUCCCUCCAGUCCCGCAUUGUGUGUUAUUGUGUAGCAUGCAGCAUAUUUCCUCUUUGGCAACAUUUUGACUCUUCCGUGCAAUAUGUCCACAUGAAUACGACGUGCAGUGUGAGAGCGGUGAGGCUCCUGGCGGCAUUGCGCUCACAGGCCGCGGGAAAUUUGUGGCUGCCGUCUUGAAUUCACUCUCAUUUAUUUGAACGUCACCACAGUAUCGGGGACGUCUUGUCAUUUGGUCACCUACGCCUGAGGAAUGUUGUCAUAUCAGCAACCGUGUCUCUUUUUUUUACCAAAAGAUUGAAAGAGAAGGUCACCAUGUUAUGAAGAACAUUACAUUCAUCCUGUUGUGUAGGAAUUCCGAUGACUGCAAAAGCUUCUUUUAUUUUUCAUUUUUUGGGGAGGAAUAUAACUGUCAUCUUGUUUUGAAGUCCAUGUGUUUGGAAGUGCGAUAUCUGUGAUCAUUGUUGACUUGUUUAUAUGGCUGCAACUAUCAAUUAUUUUAACAAUUGAUGAAUCGGAUAGAAAACAUUUUUGAUCAUAUCCAUCCCUCUACUAUUAAAAAAAUAUAUACAUUAUCUCAAAUUGAAAGUGUAGAUAAUGAUUCAGUUACUAGUGUGAUCUGUAGCAUUCAUCAGAAAGUCUGUGAAAAUGUUCUCCAAAGUAAAAGCUGAUGUUUGCAAAGUCACAUUUUGAUAGCUGGUCCGCUUUCAUGAAAGACGACAGCAAUUGGAGAAUAUUUGCCAUUGAGAGGUUGAAAUUCCAAGGGUUUGGACCAUUUCCAGUUAAGCAAGUUCUCGAAACAAUUAAUCGCUUAUCAAAAUAGUUGUGGAUUCAUUUGAUUAUUGAUGAGUUGUCAAAGAAUCAUUUAAUUGUUGGCACCUCUAAUCCUUUGAAUCUGCACAGCUAGCGCGGAACAGGGUCACUCAGCCAGAAUCAAUUUUUUUGGCACACUGCAUCAUUUGGAUUUGCAUGUAUGGCCACACAUUUGCAAAUCUCCCACGACAGCGUUUAUUUUUUGAUUUGCCACUCGGCUCGUCAUAUUUUCCGAUGGUUUACAAGCGCUGAGUUGCGUGCGACUGUCCACCCUCUGCUAUUAACAGUAUGGAUGUUUCAUAUGAUGUUUCCUGUAAGUAACCCCUUGAUGAAACAUACUGUAGAUGUGCCCGUCCCAUGGCUUUUUUCAUUGAGAUUCUGAAAAUGCUACUGUACAUGUUGUAAGUUGAAUGCACUCAAAGAAAAAAAAAAUCCAACAGAUGCGCGAUUGGGAGAUAACUCCAGCAAAAGAAGACAGCAUUGAGUGCAACUGUAGUGCAUUGGUUUUCUGAUAAAUCCACGGAGGCUAGUUCAUGUUAUACUUUGUGGUGGGAAAAUCAUUUUAACUGGUGCAGUGUUGUAUUGUAAACGUUCAGUUGUGCGGGGAGACUUUUAAUGGGCUUCAGGUUGGUUGUACAUACGGGCAGCCUUGAAACACUCAAGUACAGUACAAGAAACCUUUAUGUUGUAGCAUGGUUAUCGUGUGUCUGGAAGAAAACAUGUGGAUCAUUGAUCUCAAUUUGCUGUUGGUGAAUAAAUGUUCCUAAACA
Hippocampus comes (tiger tail seahorse) is the source of this 2726-nucleotide messenger RNA. RefSeq names its product DnaJ (Hsp40) homolog, subfamily C, member 5aa (gene dnajc5aa). Gene Ontology annotation, biological process: regulation of synaptic vesicle cycle. The record is from RefSeq and is a predicted model, not a curated record. Gene Ontology annotation, cellular component: intracellular membrane-bounded organelle; membrane; presynapse. Bases 301 to 900 code for a protein of 199 amino acids. The transcript has 5 exons. Lineage: Eukaryota; Metazoa; Chordata; Actinopteri; Syngnathiformes; Syngnathidae.